AUGUUAUUGAAAUAUUCCCAGUAUUCUACUCAAGUGUUGGAACAAGAAUCCCUGAGAAAGAUACUCGAAUCAUGCAUUAGAUAUUUAAGACUCUCAGUUAUCUUUUUAUGCGGUAUUUCAUAUUACUUCACAGUCCUAUUUCUAUCUCGUGAUCGCCCCACCAUUUCAGUUGCUGAUUUGUAUGUUUCUUCGCUAAACCAAACCUCUACUUCGUUGACUAACACCACCACAAUCUCUAUCGACCUCAAAUUCCAGAAUGAGAAUUUGGGGGUAGGGAUUUACUACGAAGAUCCUCUAAAUCUCACCAUCACUUAUAUCCCACAAAACAUAACCAAUUUCAUCACUAUUCAAGGGUUUUAUCAAGGUAACGGAAAGGUUAAUCAUAUCCAAGUCUCCACCGUGGUUCAAAGACAUUUUCUCAAACGUUGA
Messenger RNA from Lactuca virosa, 429 nucleotides. The record is from the annotation of a GenBank genome assembly. Lineage: Eukaryota; Viridiplantae; Streptophyta; Magnoliopsida; Asterales; Asteraceae.